This is a messenger RNA of Physcomitrium patens, 1489 nucleotides long. Lineage: Eukaryota; Viridiplantae; Streptophyta; Bryopsida; Funariales; Funariaceae. The record is from RefSeq and is a predicted model, not a curated record.
AGCCAGUGUCUCCAUCUCGAUUCAGUCCCUGUUUCCACCCCUCAUCGCUUCCUCCGGCGGUGAUUAGCAUCUCCAGAUUCUUAGGUUCGGCAGAUUUCGUUCGGCAUCGGGGUUUGCUUUUUGAGAGGCAGAAAUCGGGUUUUAAUGCUUACUGGUCUAGUUUGAGUGUACGUCGGUUUCGAUAAGUGUGUUGCUUUGUUGUUGCUGUUGAUUGUCACUCCGGAGAGCUGAAGUCUUGUGCUGGAAGGCGCAGGUGGAGAGGGAUGGUUAUGGCGACAGGGAUGAUUGUCACCCCGGCGUCGACAAUUGCUGUUGGGUCCGCUUCCUGUGCCUCCAGACGAUCUAUCGCCAAUGCUUCUCCCUUGGUAAGUUCAUUCCAACACGGUAGCGGAAGAAACUCUGGACAACAGCAGCAGCAGCAACGGUGGGCACCUGUGACAGUGCGCAGCAUCGCCGCUGGGCCACCCAAGUCAGCCGUCGAGGUGGACUGGAAAACUAAGCGGGAAGCAUUGAAAAAGAACAACUUGCGGUCAGUGCAACCUAAGGAUGCUCUUCGGCUGCAGAAAGAACAGGGUUACACAAUUUUGGAUGUCCGUCCAGAAAACGAGUUUGUACAGGCCCACGCCGAAGGAGCUGUGAAUGCGCAGCUUUACAGACUCAUCAAGGAAUGGACUCCAUGGGACAUAGCUCGCCGCGCUGGGUUUGCAUUUUUCGGCAUUUUCGCAGGGACUGAAGAGAAUCCGGAGUUUUUGAAUGAGGUGAAGGCCCUGGGUCUGGACAAAGACUCUAAGAUCAUCAUCGGCUGCCAAUCUGGAGGGACGAUGAAGCCCAGCCCUAGCUUGGCUGAUGGACAGCAAUCUCGGUCAUUGAUAGCAGCAUACGUCCUGACAAUGGAAGGGUAUAAGAAUUUAGUUCACAUAGAAGGAGGUCUUCGCCAGUGGUUUAGGGAGGAAUUGCCGGUAGAGGGGACUGAGCUUGUGGAAGAGUAGUUGUCAUGAAUCAAGUUCAUAUGGUUGAGUAAUAAAGAGACCAUUAGACAACUCGUCGUUGUAUCUUCACUGCUACCUUGUGUAGAAUGUAGAAAAUCGUACGGGGCAAAAGAUACGAUAGAUGCAGCUUCCAGGACCCCGUAGAAAUCACCAGACGACUUGCCCACUCGGGACCCAACUCAAUUUUGCGAGACGUUCCAACCAGUUCGAUCGUAGCGGAGAGAGCGCAUUGCCUCAUCUCGAGACUUUCAAGUUUAAGGUAACAAUCGUACUCAUUAAGUUGAGUAUGCGCUUUGUCCGAUUUUGUCACACGGCAAUGUCAAUCUUACGUGAAAUGUAAAGCAUAUUCCGUGAGUACAGAAACCUGCAAGGGAAAGACUCGAUAGUGAUGGAGCUAGAUUGCCUAGUGAGAAAGAGAACGAUCGAUCGAUCCCGAAUGGUCGAUCUUUGGUGUACCGAUUGUGAAUUGAAAUGCAAAAAACCUACAAAUGUUCCAAGAC